UCCCAAAUACCGAACCUCUCUCUCUCUCUCUCUCUCACCAAAUGACUCUCAGACUUUUCCCAAAGAUAUCAAAAUUCCCCACAUCCGUGAUCGCCGCCUUCGCAAUGCCGCUUAUCACCCUCGUCAUUGCUGCCGCUGCUGCCGGCCCACCACCUUCGAGCUGCACCCAGGAGCUAGUUCUUUUCUCCCCAUGCUUGCCCUACAUCUCGUCUCCGCCAAACAACCUCUCCGGCACGCCCUCCGAAAACUGUUGCAACGCCUUCUCAUCGUCUUUAAACUCUAGCAACAAUGGAAUUUGCCUCUGCUACCUUGUCCGGGAGUCAUCCAUUCUGGGGUUUCCGGUCAAUGGCACCAGGGUGCUCUCUCUACCUUUGGUCUGUCCGCUACCGAAAGAGGACAGUUCUAACAGGACUGGAUCUUUGGAGUCACUUUGCUCAGGGUCACCGGCAUUGCCUCCUCUCCGGAGCCCAACAAGUUCAGGGCAUACAAAUCCUUCCGGUUCAGAUACUAAUAAUGUUACAUCUCCACUGGAGCCUGGGAAGAAUUCAUCCGCAACACCAAGCUCACCACCCGAGUUUGCUAAGGCAACACCCCCAGCAAGGAACUCGGCUGUAGAACCGGAUUCAAGUUCAUCAGCCACAGAACCACUCUCCAGCAGCUACAGCUGGUUUCCAUCUGGUGUACUAAUUUCCCUUGUUCAUACCUCUACUCAUCUAUACUAAUCGUACAUCUUAUGUUUAGCUUUUCCCACAUAUUGGCAUUAAAAAGAUUGUAGGCAAAAGUUCGUGUUGUUGCCUAUACCCAAUACCCAGGUCAUCAAGCUAGUUAGCAUAAGUACUUCUUUCACUCCUUAAAUGUACGUCAACAAUUAAUAGGGAUAUUCCAGCUCUAUCUUUAGAUAUACUGGUGGAAUUUUGGCCACAAAAAAUUUGUCUUUCAGAAUCCAUACAAACAAUAAUAUCUUAGAAGUCCACCUACUUUUGUUUUUGCACCACAAUCUGAGCACGCGGUAGCAUGCUGGGCUUUAAAACAAAGUGAUGCUUCUCGUAGCAAAGAAAAAAAUUUAUCAACUUUCAAAGAUGCAACUCUGAACUAAAUGAAAGUCUUGAUCUUACCAGGCAUUUCUGCAUGUUAACCAUGGCUUCACGGCAUACAAAAAGCAAUAUAUGUCUUAGCCUAACAUUGAUGAUUGUAUGAUAUAUGCAAGACCACUUCUACAAAGAUAUAAGAUAGUCCCGGUGUGCAGCGGUAAAAAAGGCAUGCCAGUUGCUUUCUCA
Juglans regia (Persian walnut) is the source of this 1277-nucleotide messenger RNA. Its product is annotated as protein YLS3. The transcript has 3 exons. The record is from RefSeq and is a predicted model, not a curated record. Bases 42 to 722 code for a protein of 226 amino acids. NCBI's taxonomy places the organism in Eukaryota, Viridiplantae, Streptophyta, Magnoliopsida, Fagales, Juglandaceae.